AUGGCCUCUCUAGAAGGUAACUCAUCUAUUAUCAAUACGUGGAUCGAUUCAGAGACCGGCUUGCCUCAUUUCUCGCGCUUUACACCCGAUAACCUCGAGACGCGAACCGUCGCAGCAACCCAGCUCUAUCACGAUGGGUUUUACCGUACAAUCAUGGCAGCUUCUGCUGCAUUACGCGUACCCUACUAUCGGUUACGGUCUCGUAUUCAAGGCAAUCAUCCAAAGGCUACCAAUGGAGGCAACCGUACACUUCUUUCACCGGAAGAAGAGAAGGAGGUACUAUGCUGGGCGCAUCGCCGCAUCACACAAGGCCACCACAUCCAGCAACGCUCCUUACAACAACAUGCCAACGCGAUACUCAAAGCUACGGGCCGAGGUAAUACUACAGAUAGUGGGUCAUGGGCUCGACGAUUUAUAAAACGCUACAAACAAUAUUUCCAUCGUCGAAAGGCAGUUGCCCGAGACGCAAAGCGUAAAGUCAUGCAAGACCGUGAAGUCCUCUCUCGAUUCUACCAAGACUGGAAUAGACUUUCGGGAUACGGUCUCGAUUACUGCUAUAGAGUCAAUCUCCGCGACCGGCAGCAGUAUCCCUCCUUUCCUCAUCCUUCCAGGGACACAGAUCCCGGGCUACGUCAACGAUAUCCUUGCGGCCUUGCCCUCGAAUUCAUCGACCACUUCGAGCGUCACACCCGGCCCCAAGUCCCCGAAGAGGAGCGCCUUGUCUUAAUGGACGGCUGCGAGAACCACUUUACAUACGAAUUGGUGCAUUUUUGCUACCAACACAAUAUACAGCUGUUCCAGUUACCGCCUCAUGUGACUCACCUACUCCAGCCGCUUGACGUUGGGGUCUUUGGUCCCUACAAGCACUGGCAUCAACAAGUGCUAUAUCGUGAGAUUGCAAACGGAGCUACUAACUUCAACAAGACCGACUUCCUUUUCCAUCUUCAAGAGAUGCGUAACCGAACCUUUAAGCGGCCUACGAUCCUAUCAGCCUGGGAGAAAUCUGGUCUCUUUCCAUUCAACCCAAGCGUCGUCCUCGACCAGUUGCAAGAUGCGUUAUCCUCAUUAACCGACUCUGUCCGCGAACGAGAACUCCCUGGGUUCGUUGAGGAAGGCACGCCAAUAGAUGACGAUAGUAGUAACGAGGAUGCAUUCGAAAAUAUGCGCUCUACACCACAGACGCCAACUUCUCGAUCGAUCGAAGCGGUUCCAGGCGGUAGAGGGCCAGCAACGCCCGUUACAGUCCAUCGUAUUGACUGGAAGACCCUCAAAACACCACGGCUAAAUCUUCACGACAUCCACAAAUGCCAUGAAUUCAUCAGACUACGAAUAGACCUCUCUAUUGCAUCAGGUACGCCUAUUACGCCGUCAGUUGCACACGUACAGGGAAAAGAAAUUCGGGCCAUUAACCGUCCACGAUUCGAGACUACGUGUCGCAAAGACGAAUACAACCGACUGGCUGCACAGGCUGACGAGGCACGAAGGCGGCUUAAAAAGGAAGUCCGUGAAGAGGCUGCGUUUUUGCGCCGCUGGGUUAGGCAGGUUAAGGGUACCUGCCGAGAUAGUAUCUCGAAGUCAUCAAACAAGCAGCUACGGCUCCUUGGCCGCGACAAACGAGGUCUUCGAAGCUACAUGGAUAGUAUCGAGUCGAUAUGUUACCAAUACGCCGCUUUCCGUGCCCUUGGCAAUCCAGAUCGAUCGACUGACUGUCCUUUCGCUUGGAUAUGGUACAAUGACAUUACGUACACUCGAAGCAGCGUUCUUACUUGGCCCAAAGACUACGAUCGCGAGGUCGUACAGAAAGCCGUUGAAUUGGUUAUCUUAGAGACCCAAGAGAGGUCUACAGCACGCUUACGUUUGAAGUUGACGGAAUUGAGAUUACUGAAGAGAUCGUUAUUGACGGGCUAA
Hirsutella rhossiliensis is the source of this 1908-nucleotide messenger RNA. RefSeq names its product DDE superfamily endonuclease domain-containing protein. Gene Ontology annotation, molecular function: DNA binding. NCBI's taxonomy places the organism in Eukaryota, Fungi, Ascomycota, Sordariomycetes, Hypocreales, Ophiocordycipitaceae. The record is from RefSeq and is a predicted model, not a curated record. Bases 1 to 1908 code for a protein of 635 amino acids. Gene Ontology annotation, cellular component: nucleus. The transcript is spliced from 4 exons.